Messenger RNA from Fusarium pseudograminearum CS3096, 1662 nucleotides. RefSeq lists its product as uncharacterized. Gene Ontology annotation, biological process: prolyl-tRNA aminoacylation. The record is from RefSeq and is a predicted model, not a curated record. Bases 1 to 1662 code for a protein of 553 amino acids. NCBI's taxonomy places the organism in Eukaryota, Fungi, Ascomycota, Sordariomycetes, Hypocreales, Nectriaceae. Gene Ontology annotation, cellular component: aminoacyl-tRNA synthetase multienzyme complex; cytoplasm. The transcript has 2 exons. Gene Ontology annotation, molecular function: proline-tRNA ligase activity; ATP binding.
AUGGAGGGCGCCGCCGAACAGUCCAAGAGCGCCUUGAAGAAGGCCGAGAAGCAAGCUCGCCAUGCUGCCGAUAAGGCUGCCAAGGCUGCUAAGCAGACCAACCUUCCCGUCGUCGGUGGAAAGAAGGCGGACGAUAUCAUUGGUAUCACUGUUUCCAAGGCCGACAACUUCCCACAAUGGUACCAGGAGGUCGUCCUCAAGGCCGAGAUGGUUGAAUACUACACCGAGAUCUCUGGUUUCUUUGUUCUCCGCCCUCUUUCCAUGCACAUUUGGAAUGAGAUCCGAAAGUGGUUCCAGGGUCACAUUGAGGAGAUGGGUGUUGACGAGACCAACUUCCCUAUGUUCCUGUCUUCCAAGUCUCUCGAGAAGGAGAAGGACCACGUUGAAGGUUUUGCCCCCGAGCUUGCUUGGGUCACUAAGGCUGGUGACAAGGACCUCGAAGUUCCUGUUGCUGUCCGUCCCACCUCCGAGGCGGUCAUGUACCCCUACUACUCCAAGUGGAUUCGCAGCCACCGAGAUCUCCCCCUCCGCCUGAACCAGUGGAACUCAGUCGUCCGAUGGGAGGCUAAGCAGACAACUCCUUUCCUCCGAACUCGAGAGUUCCUCUGGCAAGAGGGUCACACUGCUCACUUGACUGAGGAACUUGCUGGUGCUGAAGUGUUGGAGAUCCUUGAGCUCUACGCUGGUGUCUACGAGAAGCUCCUUGCUGUCCCUGUGGUCCGAGGUCGCAAGACUGAGAACGAGAAGUUUGCUGGCGGUUACUACACUACCACUGUUGAAGGUUACAUUCCCUCCAACGGUCGUGGUAUCCAGGGUGCUACCUCUCACGCCCUGGGCCAGAACUUCAGCAAGAUGUUUGACAUCACCGUUGAGGAUCCCCAGAAGCAGGGCUCUCACAUCCACGUCUGGCAAAACUCCUGGGGUCUUUCGACUCGAGUCAUUGGUGUCAUGGUCAUGAUUCACGGUGACGACAAGGGAUUGGUCCUUCCUCCCCGUGUUGCCAAGACCCAGGUCGUCAUUGUCCCUGUCGGCAUCAACAAGAAGACCACCCCUGAGGAGAAGAAGAAGCACGAGGAUCAGGUGGAAGAAAUCCGAGCCAACCUUAAGAAGGCUGGUGUUCGUGUCACAGCUGAUUGGCGUGAGGGCUACACUCCUGCCUGGAAGUUCAACGACUGGGAGCUGAAGGGUGUUCCUCUGCGUGUCGAAUUCGGCCCCAAGGACGCUGCCAAGGGUGUUAUCAGCACCGCCCGACGAGACACUGGUGAAAAGGGAGAAAUUGCCAUCGCCGAUGUCGCCACCAAGGUCCCCGAGCUCCUCGAGACUAUCCAGAGCGAUAUGUACAACAAGGCCGAGAAGUCGUUCCGCGAGCACCGCCUUCAAAUUACCAAGUGGGAAGAUGUUCUUCCCGCUCUGGACAACAAGAACGUUGUUCUCAUUCCCUUCUGCGGUGCGCCCAAGUGUGAAGACCGCAUCAAGGAGCUCACUACUCGCGAGGAGCAGCCUAAUGUCCCCGACAACGAGAAGCUUCCCACCAUGGGAAUGAAGAGUCUGUGUGUUCCUUUCGAGCAGCCCGAGGGUAUUGCCGCAGGCGAGACCAAGUGUCUCAACCCUGAGUGUGAGGGCAAGGCCGACAAGUGGACCAUGUUCGGACGAAGCUACUAA